AUGGGAGAACUAACAGCACUAGCUGAAGAAAAGAGAGUAGACAUUCUGUGUAUACAGAUACAUCAUAUCUACCAUGAAAAUGUGCAUAUUGAGAUGAAGGACAUGGGCAAAGGUUGGGUACUAGCUAUGUCUUCAGGCACCAAGAAUACAGUGAAUAGCACAGUUGGAGGGGUCGAUAUAUUGAUGAGUCCUUUUGCUUAUAAGUCACUGGAAUACCUUAAAAAGGCGAGUCCUCGUAUACUUCUAGUCAAGUUCAGUGGAAAUCCACCUCCCACUGUUAUCACCUGCUACAGUCCAACCAACUGCUCCCCAGACAAUGAAGCUGUAAAUUUCUAUAGCUUACUGUCUGAUGUCAUUAAAAAGAUCCCUCAGCACAACAUUAAGAUUAUCUGUGGGAACAUGAAUGCCCAGGUUAGCUCUAUAGACAGCAAGGGUUUUACUUUUGGCAAUAGGACUAACAGAAAUGGGCAGUACUUGCUGAACAUGACAUGA
This is a messenger RNA of Strongylocentrotus purpuratus (purple sea urchin), 492 nucleotides long. RefSeq lists its product as uncharacterized. NCBI's taxonomy places the organism in Eukaryota, Metazoa, Echinodermata, Echinoidea, Camarodonta, Strongylocentrotidae. Bases 1 to 492 code for a protein of 163 amino acids. The record is from RefSeq and is a predicted model, not a curated record. The transcript has a single exon.